AUGAAGACGGGACUUAUGUCCCGUCUAGAAGUUGCCGAAUGUCAAGCGCAAAAUGUCAUCGAUUCUCAUUCCUCACGACUGCAUGAAGCCAACUUAACCGUGUCACAACUUAAAGCGGAGCUUGAGGCCGUCCGAAAGCAGUAUGAAGCCGAGAACCGACGACUUAAUGCAAAAAUUCAGGAAAUUCAAGUGGAACAGAAAGCCUCAAUUAAAGCAAUUUCCGAUAACUUAGCCCAAGUCCAGAACCAAAGAAAUUCCCUUUACAACGAAGUUAACGGUCUUCGUAACAAAAUUAAGACAGCCAAUCAGGCUGCGGCUGAGGCCAAGUUAAUGGCGGAGACGAUGAAGGAGCGGGAGACGAUACUGACUAACACAGCGAAUCAAUCCGCUGCGUUGCUCAAGCAGGCCCAACAGAAGGCGGAAUCACAGAAGGCACGGGCGGAUAAUCUGAGCACUCUCCUUGGCCAACUCCGUAAACGUCUCUCUGAAUCCGAGAAUAAUCGACUUAAGGCACUUGAGUCGCUGAAAUUGAUGACAGAGAAGUCAGUGGCUGCCGACUCCUCGAUUGCUUCUGCAAAGCGUCGCUGUGAGGCCGCGGUGGCGCGCGCUGACCAACUCAACGAGCAGUUGCAGGCCUCCAAUAAAAAAGCGAAGGAGGAUGCGGCUGCCUUUGAAAAAGAGGUCUCACGACUCAAGCAAUCACUUUCGGCUGUGCGAGGUGACGCCGAAAAGUGGCAACACAAAUUCGAAAAUGCUCAAACCAAAGUCGAAAAUUUGACCAUUGAAAUGAACAAGGUGUCGCAAGGCAGGCAAUCAGCGGAGCAGAGGGCUUUGAAUCAGCUAAAAGAGGAGAAACUGCGUGUCACCGAGCUGGAGGAGCACACGAAGGUCCUGAAAACGCAGAUGGCGGACUUGCAGCAGGAGCUUUCAACUAGGCGCAAAGAGGCCACGGAGGCUCUUCAGGCUGACGCGGAACGAAUCAAAACCCUGGAGUCGCGCAUUGAGCUUGACCUGAAGCCUCUCCUCGACGUUGCCAACGUCCGCGGUGAUACUCUCUCGAAUGAAGUCGACGUAAGCGCAGACGUUUCAUACCUCGGUGCUGCCAUGCAAACAGCUAGUUGGUUGGACAUGAAAUACACCCCCGAGGCAUUCCGUGACGCCCUUAGGCACCUGUAUUGUGUUCUAAACGAGCAAGAUCAUCACAACGCCUGCUCGAUCCCAUCUGUUGAGCUCGGUGAUGCAGAAUUGACGGUUUUGGAUGGCUUUCCAGCCUAG
Mesocestoides corti is the source of this 1275-nucleotide messenger RNA. Lineage: Eukaryota; Metazoa; Platyhelminthes; Cestoda; Cyclophyllidea; Mesocestoididae. The record is from the annotation of a GenBank genome assembly.